Molecule: messenger RNA, 4569 nt
Organism: Cottoperca gobio
Lineage: Eukaryota; Metazoa; Chordata; Actinopteri; Perciformes; Bovichtidae
Gene: loxhd1a
Product: lipoxygenase homology PLAT domains 1a
Molecular function (GO): protein binding
Source: RefSeq, a predicted model, not a curated record
CGUCUCCUGAUUGGUCACACUAAUGAGGGCUUGCGGGCCGGCUGGUUUCUGGACAGUGUGCAGAUCUCCGUUCCAGUUCACGGGAUGCAGUACAUGUUCCCGAGCCACCGCUGGCUCUGCAAAGACGAGGCUGAUGGGAAAGUGGAGGUUGAGAUCUAUCCCAGUGAGAUCUUGAACAUUGAACAAUUGAUCAACUAUGAAGUAACCGUGGUCACGGGGGACAAGCGUGCAGGUGGCACCAAUGCCAACGUCUUCUGUCAGAUCUACGGAGAUGAUGGAAAAACUGAAGUUCUCGCUCUCAAGAGUCGCUCCAACAACUUUGAACGUGGCACCACUGAGAUCUUCAGGAUUGAGGCGCUCGAUGUCGGUAAGAUCUACAAGAUGCGUAUCUACCAUGACGGGAAGGGUAUUGGAGACGGCUGGUUCCUGGAGUCGGUGGACAUCAAGCGGCUGAUGAUGGCUAUGGUGCAGGUUGAGGUGAAGAAGGACGUAAAGAAAGACAAGAAGAAGGACAAGAAGAAGAAGAAGAAAGAAGAAGAGGAGGAGGUGGAGAUGGUUGAGAAGCUGCAGGAAGUGGUGCAGACAUUUAAUUUCCCCUGCAGCCGCUGGCUGGCCAGGGAUGAGGAGGAUGGGGAGAUUGUGGUUGAGCUGCUGACUGAGGACAAUGAAGACCUGGAGGUGAACUCGUAUGAGGUUCAUGUGUUCACUGGGACGAUGUGGGGGGCGGGGACGGAUGCCAAUGUUUACGUCAACGUCUACGGGGAGAUCGGCGACACGGGGGAGCGACAGCUCCGGAAGGCAAACAACCUCAACAAAUUUGAGAAAGGCCAGGAGGAUAUUUUCAGCAUCACAGCGGUCGACUUAGGCGUCCUGAAGAAGCUGAGGAUCCGACAUGACAACAGUCAGGCCAGUGCCGGAUGGUUUUUGGACAGAGUGGAAAUUGUAGAUGACAAAGACGACACCACGUACUUUUUCCCUUGUAAGCGCUGGCUGGCUAUCGAUGAGGAUGAUGGGCAGCUCGCCAGGGAGCUGGUUCCUGUGGACGAGGCCUUUAUGAAGAAGGGAGAUGAUGAUGACGAUGAGGAAGACUCUGAAACCACACUCGGUCUGGAACAGAAAGCCAUGUCAACAACAUACACGAUGAGGAUAAAAACUGGUGACAAAAAGUACGCAGGAACUGAUGCUAAUGUCUUUAUGAUCCUUUACGGCACCAAGGAUGACACAGGGACCAUUAACCUGAAGGCUUCAAAGACCCAUAGGAAUAAGUUUGAGCGCGGUAUGAUCGAAGAGUUCAUCGUGGAAGCCGUGGACAUUGGACCCCUGAAGAAGCUGCGUGUUGGACACGACAACCGUGGUGGAGGAUCAGCAGGCUGGUUCCUCGACUGGGUGGAGAUCGACGCCCCGUCUCUUGGACAGAAACUGCGCUUCCCCUGCGGCCGCUGGUUGGAUAAAGGGGAGGACGACGGGGCCAUCAUCAGGGACCUGUUCCCUAACGCUCUUCAGACGGAGCUUUACACACCAUUCGUUCCUUACGAGAUUAAAACCUUCACGAGUGACGUGUUCGGAGCCGGUACAGAUGCAGAUGUGGCCAUAGUCCUGUACGGGCGGGACGCAGUGUGCACGCAGCAGAAGUCUCUGUGCGUCAACAAGAGGGAGCGGAGGAUGUACUUCGAGAGAGGAGCAGAGGACAUGUUUAUUGUUGAGCUGGAAGAUGUCGGGGAUGUGAUUGAAAAGAUCCGUAUCGGACAUGACAACCGCGGGGUCAACCCGGGCUGGCAUCUGGACAGAGGGGAGAUCAGACGUCUGCUCAGGAAGGGAAAGGGUUCAGAGACCGUCAUCUUCCCGUGUGAGCGCUGGCUCGCCAAGUCGGAGGACGAUAGAGAGACGGUGAGAGAGCUGGUGCCCUCGGACAUAAUCACUGAGAAACUGUCACGAGACGGAAACCUGAAAGUGACUGAAGUGGAGGUGGAAGAUGCCCUGGAGACUCACACCUACAAAGUGUCAGUGAUGACGGGGGAUGUGUACGGCGGCGGCACCGACGCCAACGUCUUCCUCACGGUUUACGGGGACCUGGGGGACACCGGGGAGAGGAAGCUCAGCAAGUCGGAGACCAACGGCAACAAGUUUGAACGAGGAUCUGUGGAUAAGUUCUCAAUGGAGGCCGUCGACCUGGGUCAGGUGUUCAAGAUAAAAAUCCGCCAUGACAACAGUAUGAUGAGUGCAGACUGGUACCUGGACCAGGUGGAGGUGUUCGACGAGGACACGGAGGAGGUCUUUCUCUUCUUAUGUGAACGUUGGCUGUCCAGGAAGAGGGAGGACGGACGCAUAAAGAGAGUCUUCUAUGUUAAGGGUUAUGAGGGAGUCAGAGAAGGACUGAACAGUAAGAAGAAGAACUCGGCUCUGACGGUGAAGAGUGUCGACAGCAACAUGAACAAAAAGAGCAAGAAGAAGAAGGAGGAAGAACUUGAGCUUCCAAUCAUACCGUACCACAUCACCAUCUGCACGGGUCUGGAGCGGGACGCCAGCACCACCAGCAGAGCUUUUGUGAUCAUUAUCGGUGCCAAUCACACCCAGACGGAGAGGCUGUGGCUGGAGCUGCCGGACGAGAGGGAAGGCUUUGAGGCCGGCUCUCUGGAGAGCUUUCAGUCCCACGGGUCAGACGUGGGGGAGAUCAAGAAGGUUGAGCUCGGUCACGAUGGGGCGACUCCCGAGAGCUGCUGGCUGGUUGAUGAGCUGUCUGUUGCCGUGCCAACCAAAGGGGUCAAAUACAUCUUUGCUUGCAAGUGCUGGCUGGCCAAAGAUCGAGGAGACGGUCUGACCGCUCGAGUCUUCAACGUGUUAGACGCGGAGGCCAUUUCCAUUUGCCAGCAGAUUAUUUACGAGGUGACCGUAGUAACAGGAGACGUGCAGAACGCGGGAACAGACACGCUGAUCUUCAUGUCUGUGUUUGGAGCCAACGGCAGCACGGAGGAGAUGCUGCUGCAGAAGAACGAGGACAGGUUUGAGCGCGGGCAGGACGACACUUUCAACAUGGAGAUCGACGACAUCGCUCCGCUGAGGAAGAUGAGGCUUCGUGUCGACGGCUCCGGCAGUCGACCGGACUGGUUUCUGGACAAGGUGAUCAUGCGUAACCUGACCACAGAGGAGGUGUCCGUGUUCACCCACGAGGAGUGGCUUUCCAGGACGCACGGACCCAAGAGAACCGUGAUCUGCGAGAUGGCUGCCGUGGUGGACGAGGAGAUGAUGGUGGAGCCCACCACCUACAUAGUCCAGGUCAAGACCAGCGACAACGCAGCUGCAGGCACCGAUGCCAACGUGUGGAUCAUCAUCUUCGGAGAGAACGGAGACACGGGCACGCUGGCGUUGAAGGAGUGCAACAAGUCCAACAAGUUUGAGCGCAAGCAGGUGGACACGUUCCGCUUCUCGGACAUCCUCAGCAUGGGCGAGCUCUCCAAAGUGCGAGUGUGGCACGACAACUCAGGUCUUGCUCCAGGAUGGCACUUGGACUAUAUCGAUGUGAAGGAUGAGCUCAUGGACAAAACCUUUCGUUUCCCCUGUGACCGCUGGCUCGCCAAGAAUGACGAUGACGGACAGAUAAUGAGAGAACUGGCGUGUGCUAACAACGACUUCUUGGACCUCAACGAGAAGACGAAGUACGAAAUCUGUAUCACGACUGGAAACACUGAAACCAAAGAAAAUGCCUGGAUCGUACUUGAGGGGAGGAAGGGCCGAUCAAAAGAAUUCGUAAUGGAGAACUCGUCCAAGAAGAAGAGGUUCUUGCGGGGAAAUGUUGACAGGUUUGACUUUUCGUCCAAGAACCUGGGGGACAUCGCUGGUAUCUGCCUGGGCCACACCCCCAAGGAUGGAAAGAAAGUAAAGGGGGAAGUGAACUGGCAUGUGGAGGAGGUCGUCGUCACUGAAAGGGAGCUGGGAAACAAGUACAUCUUCAGCUGCAACGGCCUCAUCCCGCUCUCUCCAAAGAGGGAUGACUUCCUGACCUUUGAGUGCACGAAGACCAUGGAGAGCUUCGCCAGUAAAGCUCGCAGCCUCGUGCCCGUCAAGUACGAGAUCAUCGUGAUCACAGGUGACGAGAAGGGAGCAGGUACGGACGCCAACGUUUUCAUCACCAUCUACGGCUCCAAUGGAGAUUCAGGCUGUCGGCAGCUGCGGCAGAAGUUUCGCAACCUCUUCGAACGCGAGCAGACAGAUCGUUUCCUGCUGGAGAUGCUGGACAUGGGAGAGCUGCAGAAAGUUCGGGUGGAGCACGACAACUCUGGCCUGAGCCCCGGCUGGCUGCUGGACCGCGUAGAAGUCACCAACACAGCCAACGGCGUCACCACCAUCUUCCUCUGUGGGAAGUGGCUGGACUCUGAGAGGGCUGACGGGCAGAUCGCCAGAGUCUUCUACCCCAAAUACUAGAGCAGCUUUAUUUAUACUGCAGAGAGAUCUCCCCUCAAAGAGAUUCUGCUCUGCAAAGUUUCUCAGGAACGUUUUAUAAAUGAUUAUAUUAUAACACUGUGACAAUAUGUGCCAUUCUUUUUAAGUUUCAUACGUCAGGGAUGGUUUGUU